This is a messenger RNA of Eucalyptus grandis, 3496 nucleotides long. RefSeq names its product pentatricopeptide repeat-containing protein At1g64580. The transcript has 4 exons. Bases 342 to 2540 code for a protein of 732 amino acids. Gene Ontology annotation, molecular function: protein binding. The record is from RefSeq and is a predicted model, not a curated record. NCBI's taxonomy places the organism in Eukaryota, Viridiplantae, Streptophyta, Magnoliopsida, Myrtales, Myrtaceae.
GUUCAUGUCCCAAACAGCAGCCGCUGCGCGAAGUCUCCCCCUUCAGCACCGAAAACCUGUCGGUACUCCUCUCUGCACUCUCUCUCUCUCCCCCUCUCCCUCUCCUGCGCGCGCGCGCGUAGAUACUCGGAGUGGACAACUGGGCAGUGGGCACUUCUCAGUUCACAACUUCAAUCGUGGCAUGUCCCGUUUCGUUCUCCAGCUCGCCGUUCUCUUUCCGAACCCAUGAGGCAUGAUUCAGCGGUGGGAAAGCUGGGAAAGCUCCGUCUUUGCCGAACACUUCGGAAGAAAGCACCUUCCUUUUGAUCGUCGCCCGGCGACUUCGAGCUAUUCAUGGGUGUAUGUCUCCGUCGGAAUGCACGCUUAACCGUUUCCAUUUGCUUCGCCAUUCCGCGGUCCUGCGAAAGCAACCGCCUUUCCGGUUGCAUUGCGCGGUCUCUUCGGCCGCGCUGGUUGAGGACCACGUGUUCGAUGAAAUUCCGGAAGUCGAGACUUGGAGACCCGCCCUGACGUAUAGGCACGAAGGGAGGAGCCGUGCGUUUGCGGGAAUUCCGGAGGCUGAGGCUUGGAAACCUGCUGUGACGUGGGGGCGCGAAGAUGGACGCCACGUGUUUGAUGAAAAUCCAGAGGUUGAGAAUUGGAAACGCGAAGAGAGGAGUAAGUACAGGUUGUUCUCUUUAGUCGGUAGAGUGCUGAAGUCUUUGAAUUGGGAGGUCGCCUGGAGAAUUAGAUUCCAGAGAGUUGUGAAUGAACACGGGUUGGAAGAUUCCGUUGUGGCCCUUAGGAUGAUUGUUCAUGUUUUCGCGGUCACGGGCAUGCGGCUUGAAGUUUAUGCCUUGCUGAGAGACGUGGUUUGCUAUUUCAAGGAGUUGGAUGCAGACAUGUUGGAAGAAUUGACCGACUUUCUGCUUGAUAGGCUGGCUGAUGCGGUGGGAUUGGCUGUUAUUUAUAAUGUACUGAUAAAGGUCUUUGCAGCCAAUUCAAUGCUUAAGAAUGCCAAAGAUCUGUUUUCAGAGGGUACGAAAAUUGGGCUCGAGCCUGAUGUCUACUCGAGCAACUUCUUGCUCAAAUGCUUUGUUGAAGCAGAUAGAGAGGACGUUGCUAAAGAGUUAUUUGACAUCAUGAAAAAUCGUGGGCCAGCACCUAAUGUGAGGACCUAUACAAUUAUGCUGAACUCUCUUUCUAAGCUAAAUCUUAGUGCGGAUGAAUUUCUCAGUCGUGCUUCAGCAAUCCUGGAAGAUAUGGAGAAUGGUGGGAUAAGCUGCACCAUUGUAACAUAUGGUACAUUCAUACAUGGACUUUGUAAAGUUGGUGCCAUUGAGGUUGCUUUGGAUUUGAUACGGACAAUGCAGAAGGAGGGCCUGCUUUUAAAUGAUUAUUGUUAUAAUGCUGUUAUUUAUGGUUUUUGCCAGAAAGGCCAGUUGUCAGAGGCACUGGAAGUACUGGAGGAGAUGCAGAACUGUGGUGUAUUUCCAGAUGUCUAUAGCUAUAGCAUUUUGAUUGAUGGGUUCUGCAAGAAUGGGGAUGUUGAGAAAAGUCUAAGUCUGUUUCAUGAGAUGGAAGUUUCCAACAUUAAACCUACAAUAGUUAGCUAUAGCUCACUUUGUUAUGGUCUAUGCAAGGCAGGUUUGAUGGAAUUGUCGCAUGGUUUUUUCCGAGAUAUUGGGUAUCGUGGCUAUGAGUAUGACAAUAUUGCUUAUGACAUAUUAAUUGAUGGUUUUGUAAAUCAGGGUCACAUCGAUUCUGCCAGCAGACUUUUUCAAGAGAUGAUCAAUCAUGACGUUGAUCCCUGCACUUCCAGCUUUAGAAAUAUUAUUGAUGGAUUUUGCCAAUAUUGCAGAGAAGGAAAUUCUCAGGAAGCUUUGAAACUAGACCAGGACAUAUUUCGCACCUCAUAUAUGUAUACUACAGUUAUAAACAGACUCUGCAAGGAGGGAAAACCAGAGAAAGCAUGGGAGCUCCUUGCUCCAAUGCUUAAGAAAAAUAUAUUCCCAGAUGUUGUCAUGUGUAGUAUUCUUAUGGACGGUUUUGCAAAAAACUCAAAGUUGAAAGAAGCUCGAAAGUUGUAUGGGAAAAUGCUAAAAGCUGGUAUGAUGCCUGACGUGGUCACGAAUACUAUUCUUAUAAACAUUUUCUGUCAUGAGGGACAUAUGUACAAAGCUUAUGCUUUGUUCAUGGAGAUGAUUGAAGAGGGUUUGCCUCUUGAUGAUAUAUGCUACACAUCUAUCAUAGCUGGCUUUUGUAGACUUGGAGAAAUUAGGAAGGCUUGGGCGUUAUUCAAUCAAAUGUCAAGGAAAAGAGUUCUUCCUAGCGUUUUUACUUUUACCUGUCUGAUUGAUGGAUUCUCCAAGCAAGGACGCAUGGACAUGGCUGAGUUGUUGUUUCAUGAGAUGAAAAGACAAGGAGUUGCUCCUGAUGUGGCAACAUACAAUGUCCUUGCAGCUGCCUAUCACAGAACUGGCAAUAUGAAGAAAAAGGAAGAGAUGCUUCUUGAAAUGCAGAAGAAUGGCUUAGAAACUGUGGAGUGGAUGAAAGAUUGAUUUGAUAAGCACCAGAAGUUAUCGGGGGACUGAAUCAGAAUAUUCUGCUGACCAGAAACCUAGCAGGCGAGGCUCCGAGCUGGUAGUUCUUUUUAAUCUCCAGUUUUAACAGGACCUUAGUUUCCAUGGAGACAGCUGUCAUUGCCAAGAAGAAUUGAUCCAUCGGACAGCUUUGUUUAGAAGUUCAUUGUGUUCAAUGCUGAUACCUCUGAUACUGCAGGUAUAGCUGAAGAAGAGGAACUAUCUAGCAUCCUUUUAGAGCUGCUUGAUGGAGCGGGAGAUGCUGAUACCAUAAGGAAGGCUCAUGAUAGACAUCGCGAGCUCUUCUUUAAACAGUAGGAUUGCUUCACAGUUCAAAAAAGCGUCACGUGGGCGGUGUUCUUUUCUAGUUUCAGACAGUCUUAAGAUGAUCAAAAUCGGAUGCUUCUGCACUGGUCCAGUCGUCAUGCAUAUCAAGUGUUACUGAACCUGCUGCUGACAGAUGGCUAUGGUUUUUCCCCACAAGACCCAAGCACUGGUGCCGAAAGGGAAUGCUGGGUUUCGCAAGGAAAUGCUGGCUACCUUGUAGGUUGGCGUAUUCUUCAGGUGUAUGGUCUUUCAUUAGGACCUCGCCGUUGUUAGUUCCUUGGCGGCUUCUCAAGAGUCACGGACCUGCCCGACCUUGUAAUUAUUGAUGUGGUUGGGAGAGGGGGACUGCAAUGCCCGAUAGGCAUUAGUCGGUUGCCAACUGCCGACCCAACAAUAGUAUGUGAUAUACCCUUUGUCAAAUGCAUAGAUGACAUUCAAGAUGAAUGCAUGUACAUCUGCAGACACACGUGAUGUGCAAGUAUCAAUUCGCGUGAAAGAGUUGCGGCCGCCUAUUGUGUAUUAGUGUGAUUAUAUUGGUAUUUCGUGUGAACAGGUAUGCCCUUCGGUAUUUGUUAAUUUAUUUGGAGUCUCUCCCCCUUUAUUCAGUA